UGUCUACGUCUUUCAUCGCUUUAUAAGCGGGAGCGCGACGAAGGUUGGUGUUCAGAUCAUUCGCUUGCUCGUCGCUUGCAGAAGAAGGCGCAUCAAGUAUUUAAAAAGACUUGGAUUUUGCUAAAGAUCUGGAUUUAAAUUUCGAUCAAGUUUGAAAGCAAUUAUGGAUUCUAAACAAGUGGAUAUUCAACAACCCAUCGGGAAGCAGCCCGACCCCAAGGAAGCUAAACAGUUCACAACUGUUACCCACGUCGAGGGUGAAGCUGAACCGGCGGUUGAGACUGAGAACAAACCCUCAUUCCUCGAGAGUGUUCUUGGUACAGUAAAGCCAAGUUCAACUGAAAGCAAACCAGAAAUAACCCAUGAAGAUAUUCAGAAAGCUGAUGCUAAAGUUGGAGAAUCGGCUCGUGGCUUGCUGGGCACUAUUCGCGACACUUACACCCAGAAGAAACACGACUUGAUGGAAACUGCUGCCGGAGCCAAGGAGUCUGUUGAGAGCACCGUAAGCGAAAGUCUCCACAGUCUAUCGGAAACCGCAGCACAUGCACAGGAAUAUGUUAUGGACACACUUUCAGGUGGCAAACAAGCUGUCGUGGACACAGUGACUGGUGCCAAAGAUACGUCCGUAAAUGCUGCAACGGGUGCCAAAGACUACGUUAAGGAUACACUUACGGGUGCGAAGGAUACAACUUAUGAUGCGGCUUCUAAAACCGGAGAGAAGUUGGAAAGUGCGCGCUCCAAAAUUGCCGAAAAAGGACAUGACGCCAAAGAGUACGUCAAAGAAUCGGCUAAAGGAGCUACAGAUUCUCUUAAGCAAUCGGUUGCAGGGGCUAAGGAUACGAUCAAGGAGAAGGCUGAAGGAGCCAAAGAAUCCGCUGUAGGAGCUAAAGAUUCGCUAAAAGAAUCGGCCGAAGGAGCCAAGGAUACGAUCAAGGAAAAGGCUGAAGGAGGCAAACAAUCGGCUGAAGGAGCGAAGGAAUCUGCCAAAGAGACUGGUUCCAACGUAGCAGAAAGAGGCCGAGAGGGUGUAGAGUCAAUGAAGGAGUCUUCCGAGAAACCCGAAGGACAUCACGAAAGCAGAGGUAUUUUGGGAACACUCCGUGACAUGCUAACACCCGAAUUCGCUGAAACGCCAAAGGCUCCCGAAGGGACGAAAUCCAACGCAGACAUCGCCAAGGAAACCAAGGAAUCGGUAAAAGAAGACGCUACUGGCAUUAAAGAUACAGUGAUGGGAAAAGGGCGUGACGCUAAGGAGGCAUUGAAAGAAAAGGCCACGGACGUUAAGGAAUCACUGCAAGAGACGGGCUCUAAUAUAUCGAAGAAAGGGAAAGAUGUCAAAGAAGGAUUCCAAAAUCUAGGCGAGAGGGCAGAAGAAAAACUGGAAGGCGCUCGAUCUAAUAUCGCGGAAAAGAAACAAGAAAAAGAAGCGGAGUUGAAGGAAGCGGAGUCUGAGGCACCUAAGAAAGGCAAAGGCUUUGUGGAGUCCAUUCGUGAUUGGGUACGACCUGCCACAGAGAAAACUCAAGAUGUGGGCCAUUCGAUGAAAGAAGCCGCUUCUGAAACCGGUCAUGAUGUCAAGGAGUCAUCGAAAAAAGCGGGUUCCAAAAUUGCCGACAAAGGACAUGAAGUGAAAGAGUCGGCGAAAGAGACUGCUACCGGAGCUAAGGAAAAGUUAGAAGAUACCGGCUCGAGAAUUGCUGAGAAAGGACGUGACACGGCUGAAUCGGCCAAGGACGUUGCUUCUAGAGGAGUAGAAUCGGCUAAAGAAACAGGCUCCAAAGUCGCUGAUAAAGGACACGAAGCAAAAGAAAAGGUGAAAGAUGUUGCAUCUAAAGGAGUAGACUCGGCCAAAGAAACCGCUUCCAAAGUCGCUGACAAAGGACGUGAUGUUAAAGAGUCGAUGAAAGACACUGCUUCAGAAGCUAAAGACUAUGCAAAGGAUACUGGAUCAAGCUUGGCGGACAAAGGGCGUGGUGCGGUUGAAUCGGCAAAAAACUUGGCUUCAAAAGGGGUGGAUACCGCCAAAGGAGCCGCCUCUAAAGUAGCUGAUAAAGGGCAUGAUGCCAAGGAAUAUGUUAAAGACGUCGGUUCAAAAAUCGCCGACAAAGGACAUGACGUUAAAGAGUCGGUGAAGGACUCAGCUUCCCGAGCUAAAGACUACGUCAAAGACACUGGCUCAAGCAUGGCGGAGAAAGGACGUGGUGAGUUAAUUUUGAAAAAUAAGUGUAGGGAGACAAAUUUAGUUAUCUGUGUGCAAUUUCAUCAUGCAGAGACUGCCGAUUCGGCUAUGGAUAUGGCGUCUAGAGGAGUAGAUUCCGCCAAGGAAGCUGGUUCGAAGGCUGUCGAUAAAGGACACGAGAUGAAAGAAUCUGCCAAAGAUAUGGCGUCUAGAGGAGUAGACUCGGCUAAGGAAGCUGGUUCGAAAGCUGCUGAUAAAGGAUACGAGAUGAAAGAAUCUGCCAAAGAUAUGGCGUCUAGAGGAGUAGACUCGGCUAAGGAAGCUGGUUCGAAAGCUGCUGAUAAAGGACACGAGAUGAAAGAAUCUGCCAAAGAUAUGGCGUCUAAAGGAGUAGAUUCGGCCAAAAAAGCUGGUUCGAAGGCUGCUGAUAAAGGACACGAAAUGAAAGAAUCAGCUAAGCAAAAAGGCCAUGAGGUAGCUCAUAAAGGCCAUGAGAUCAAAGAAUCGGUAAAAGAAGGAGGUUCGAAGAUUGCUGAAAAAGGCCAUGAAGGAAAGGAUUAUGCCUCAGCAGCCAAAGACACGAGUGGAGAAAAAGGUCGAGAGGAGGGAAAAUCGACUACCAACAUUCAAGGAAUCAAAGAAUUUCCCAAGGAAACCGGCAAUAAGGAGGACACAUGGAGUAGUGAAGGUGGAAAACAAUCUGAAACGAUGAUUAAAAGCGGGAAAAUUGAUGAGAUUCCGGUUCGAGAGCAUCGCGAAAUUUGGCAGGAGCCUGAGCAUGGCAAAUUGACAACCGAUACUAUUCGUGAUACACACACCUCAAGGAACGAGUGAGUUCGGGAGGCCGAGACAAACACAGUUUAAGAAGAAUAUACAGAACUCUACAAUCUACAUUACAUUUUUUUCUCCCACCAAACUCUCCAUUAAACCUUCCUCUCUACAACUCACUAUGGAUUUAAUUUUUCAAGUAAUAUGUCGAACACAGAAACAUGUUUACCCAACUGGCAGUGUGGCAGGGCAGUAUUGUUAUUAGCUCAGCUCACAGAAUUUUCUUUUUAACUCUCUAUGGACAAUUUGUUCAAAUAAUAUGGCGAAUACAAUCAAAAGUUUAACCAACUGGCAGUGUGGCAAGGUAGUAUUGUUAUUAGUUCACAGAUCACUCAUCUUCAUAGUUCAUCAUCAUAGUGCACUCAUCUUAACACGCAAUCAAAAAAUACUUUGUGAAUUCUAGUUGCGGCAGACUACUGCAAUCAUACUACAGCAUACAGUGUGUGAGUGUGGUUGUUUUCAUUCUUGCACGUAUUUCAUAUUUGUGCAGGCUAUAUUUUCUACCACAUCUACAAUAUAUAAAUCGAAAGUUCGAAUCUUCAAUAAAGCUCCGGAGUCCGGACGGACUCGCGCGGCCCUCGCCAUCAUUCCUGCCGAAUAGCUGACAACGCUGUACAUCAUCAAGCUUGUUUAUUCUUUGUAGGCUGGCAGAAGAGAGCACCUGUGUUGCGUCUUCUUGUUUUGGACAUCCUUUGUUGACAGUCAUCAUUAAGUGUUUUCGGUGCCGGUGAAGUGAUUAAGGGAAGGUUGUGGCCUUGUGUAAGGGAAGAUUCUGCUUGGACGACAUCUCAUGUUCCAUUUUUAUUUAGCGUCCCUUGCUGCCUUGCUUUAAAAAGUCCCAAGGCAUCAUGGUCGAUGGUGUACUGUAUAGAAACGAAAUUUUACUUGCCUAACUUUAAACGAAACUGUGAAAAGUCAUUCGAUUGUGAAUGGCACUAUGGCAGUUGUUGUGUAACUCUUAUGAUAUAGUUACAUUGUGCAUUUAUACGUACGUGAAAACGGCCCCCUUGAACCGCUUUUGAUUCCGAUGGAUAUAGUUGUCACAGGUCAGUGUCAUUGGAUGCGGUGACAAGAUUUGAGCGUGCCCUUAGUCAAGUUACCGAGUCUGCUCAACUCUCCGUCCCUAGCUAGCGAAGGUUUCUGGAGGAAUUACUCAGAACUGAUUCUCUUGAAUCAGCAGACUCUGAGAGUUUAUAGCGCCGUCAAGAAGCUGUGUUGUGUGUGUUGAUCGUCUCCAUCACCAUGCACGCGAUAAUCAAGACCAGCAACGCCUUGAUCAAGAAGAAGAAAAGAACGGAGAAGCAAAGAACGACGAUUUAAAUAGCGGGUUUUCCACAUUGGUACGCUGUAUGACGUCGAGCAUUGCCAAAAUGGAAGUGCUCUUUGAAGACCUGAACGUCUAAAUCUUCUUCAGUCAGAUGAAGCCAACGGAUUCGGAAAUCGCCGAAGAAGCAGAGGCCAUCACAGCUGGAAAAAAAAACGUGAGUCAAACUCCUGUGAGAAAUAGAUGUCAACUGGUGAAAAUAAAUAAGAAGGUGAUAUGGAA
This is a messenger RNA of Daphnia pulex (common water flea), 4553 nucleotides long. Its product is annotated as perilipin-4-like. The coding region runs from base 164 to 3013 and encodes 949 amino acids. The transcript has 32 exons. The record is from RefSeq and is a predicted model, not a curated record. NCBI's taxonomy places the organism in Eukaryota, Metazoa, Arthropoda, Branchiopoda, Diplostraca, Daphniidae.